Molecule: messenger RNA, 435 nt
Organism: Aspergillus calidoustus
Lineage: Eukaryota; Fungi; Ascomycota; Eurotiomycetes; Eurotiales; Aspergillaceae
Source: the annotation of a GenBank genome assembly
AUGGACAGUCCAGAAAUCCCACCCUCAGGGCUGUCUUCCUGGUUCAAGGAGUCACGAGGAAAGGACUACCCGGAAAAAUUGGCUAAGGAAGCCUGGAAAAUCUGCCCUGCUUACAUUACAAUCGGCGGUCAUGAAGAAGCAAUCAGGAUCGGAAUGCGUAUAUCUCUUGACUCCCAGCAGCCGGCAUUUCAAAUCUGUUCAAAAGAUGACAAAGCGAGUCGGAUCGUCUUUCCCUUGCAGAAUUUCCCUGUCGUGUGUCGUAUCGAAGGCAGUCAUUCCUCCUACACCGUCGAAAAUCUUAUUCCGGAAUACCGCACACCCUGCGAUUUCCUGCAAGAUUGGGGAAAUGUCGCAGUUGAGUUUCAGGUCUUUGAAGAGCCGGUUGUCCCUUUUCAUGCUCAUAAUUCGGCCACGGCCAUAGAGGACGAAGAAUAG